Messenger RNA from Alternaria rosae, 758 nucleotides. RefSeq lists its product as uncharacterized. The record is from RefSeq and is a predicted model, not a curated record. The coding region runs from base 70 to 660 and encodes 196 amino acids. The transcript is spliced from 2 exons. Lineage: Eukaryota; Fungi; Ascomycota; Dothideomycetes; Pleosporales; Pleosporaceae.
CCUACGACCAAAACACCACAAACUCUGCAACCCGACGCGAAGAGCAGCACUCUUCAUAAUGCACGACCCAUGCGACGUAUAAGAUCGCCGUCCACUACAGCGGCAUCCUGCAGCCGCCUCGCAGCUUCGUACCUGACGAUCAUAAUGAACCAAACCCAGUCAUACCUGUCAAGUCAAAAGUGCGUAAUGGCGGCACCGGCGACAGCUUGGCGGCAACACAUUGAUGACACAGGCCAGAUUCACGCUGCCUGCGUCCCCCAGCGAGUUCGCGGCUGUAAGACGAUUCGGGACAUGGGCUUGCGAGUACUGCGACCCUUUUGGUUGCAUCUCCUCAUCAGCCCCGCUGGAGGACGUUUCAAAGCAGCAACCCACCCAUGUCGCGCCAUCGUUGCGGACCGCAUCCGAAGCACCUUGUGGCACAUAUCACCUUCUCACAUCUCUAGUCUUUGGAUAUUUUUGCAUUCUUGCAAUUCUUCUUUCCCCCUCUACACAUCUUUUGGUUGUUUCGUAUGGCCUAUUGAAAGCUUUCGUGGCGUUGUCAUCGCCAUGGAGUCACGCCAAUACAUUUCUACAUCUCCUUGUAGAUGUUUAUUGUCCGCGACAAAGAGACGAAAUCCAGGCUUUGUGCUUGAUGCACCGACCUGUCCGUUUGUGCAAUAGGUACGCACACCCGUGAUCGUCUAAUCUACGUCCGCUCAGUCAUCAAGACACCCUACGGCUGUCAUAAGAACACUUGAAACACAGAACCAGGUGUUCCC